This is a messenger RNA of Halichondria panicea, 3225 nucleotides long. Its product is annotated as serine/threonine-protein kinase TAO2-like. Gene Ontology annotation, biological process: protein phosphorylation. Gene Ontology annotation, molecular function: ATP binding; protein kinase activity. Lineage: Eukaryota; Metazoa; Porifera; Demospongiae; Suberitida; Halichondriidae. The record is from RefSeq and is a predicted model, not a curated record. Bases 120 to 3149 code for a protein of 1009 amino acids. The transcript has 13 exons.
GACACACCCUUGGGAUUUUGCUCUUGCGGCUUGUAGCUUUGCAUGGCCGGCUAGCUAUAUUAAAAUAUAGACUGUCUGUCUACGUCUGUGAGUACGAGUGUCUAUGCUGCUUAAGAAAUAUGGCUCGUAGACUAAUUCCAGCAGCACGGGACAAGCCUGGAGCUAUGGCAGAAAAAGGUAACUUCACUGGGAUUGGACGUGGCAGGGGACGAUCAAGAGGACGGGGUUUUAGUUUUGCAACUCAAGCUCCGGUUGAAGUGACUGGCGGUGGCGGUAGGAGAAGCAGAGAGGACAAGCAAGCACGUGUCCUUGUGGAACCUAAAUGGACACUUAGUACACCUUCUACGCAGUUCAUCAAAAGACAUAUUAUUAACCAUGGAGCUUAUGGAACUGUGCAUGUUGCUUUAUAUGGAGAUGCAAUAUGUGCCGCUAAGAUUUUACAUAAGGCACUAUACCAAUACAAGCGAGGUGCUCAUUCUCACCCUGUCGAACAGUUCAAAAAAGAGUGUGAUAUCCUACGCAAGAUAAUACAUCCAUGUGUUGUCCAAUACUUAGGUGAGGCUGUUGACCCUGAUUCUGGUUUGCCUGUUCUUUUCAUGGAAUUAAUGGAUACGAAUCUUACUGAAUUUUUAGAAAGAUCAGGAUCUCCACCACCAUACCACUUGCAAGUCAAUAUUUGUCAUGAUAUUGUUUCUGCACUUUCUUACCUUCAUUCCAUCAAUUAUAUCCAUGGAGAUGUUUCCAGCAACAAUAUUUUGCUCAGUUUAGAUUCUUAUAGAGCUAAACUCUCUGAUUUUGGUAUGUCUAAACUUUCAAGUGAAGCAAUAGAUGUGGAAGCUGGUCUUGGCUCUAUUGUAUAUUUAGCCCCAGAAUGCACCUCUUUUCAGACAGUGUGCACAAACAAGAUCGAUAUCUUUUCUGUGGGUGUGAUUGGCUUACAGAUUGCUACAUGUGAGUUUCCUGAACCUAGCCCAAUAUACAAUAUCUCAGAAGUUGAUCGCCGACAAAACCACAUUCAAAUCAUUCCUGAUAGCCAUCACCUUAAAAGCAUAUUCAUUGCCUGUUUGCACAACGUCCCAGACGAAAGGCUUUCAGCUCAUCAAUUAUGUGAGCGUUUCCUGGCCCAAAAAAACACAUCAACAUAUAAAGACAGCAUUCAGAGCUCCAAAUCUCAUGAAGUUGAAAGCCUUCAAACGAAAUGUGACACAUUGACUCUUACGAUACAAGAGCUUACUGGUUAUAAUGAGAAGCUGCAAAUGGAGCUUCAAAGAAAAAAUGAAGAAGCCGAAACAUUCUUGGCAGAGAUUGAUUCUCAAAGAAAAAUGACAUCUUCUUUAAGAAGUGAAUUAGAGAGUUUCAGGAGAGAAAAGCGUUCCCAGGGAGCCUCUAUUUUUAGACGUAUGGGUCUUUUUAAUACUGAAACAGAGCAGAAGCUGAGACAAGCUGAACAAGAAAAAAGGGAAGCAUUAGAAGAAUGUGAACGAACAAAAAAGGAAGCUAACUCAUACAAGAAGAAGAUCGAGGCAAAUUUGGCAUCAUGUCGAAGCCAGUUUGAGGGUGCUCUCGGGAAAUAUGAUGACAUGGAACAGGAAUUUAGUAGAACAUCACGUUUGCUCGAGCAACAAACUGUGCAGCUUAAGGAUGCUUGCAAGGAACUCAGUGCCGAGCGUGAGAAGACAGAAACAUUGGAAAUACAAGCUGGUGAAAGGGAAGAGAAAAUUCAAAGCCUUACAUUAAUCCUACGAAAAGCAAAACAACAGCUAACACUAGAUGAUGAUGUAUAUGAUAAUGACCUACAGCAAGAUCAAGAGCUACUCAGCACACACGAAGAUUUGUUACCCCCCUUGUACGACUCAUUUCCACUGUCUAGGCAGCGCUCAUUUAGGGAUUUGCACAUACCUCAGCCAACAUCUCAUCGUGGUCCCAACACGUACAGGUCAAGAACAGCUCCUGUUUAUAUUGGACGUAAUUUAUAUACUAAGCCGGUGUCACAAAGGUCGGUCGAUUCACCACUUCGUAGCAUGGUCCCACCACCAAUGCACAUGAGUAACAGGCAUCGACUACACACAGCACCUCAAUUGGCACAGUACACAGAGAAGUACAUGUACCAGCAACAAUCUUCAGUUGUAAGCUCUCCCCACUCACCUGAUGAUAUCUCCUAUCAGCAGCUAUCACAAAGGUCGGUCGAUUCACCACUUAGUAGCAUGGUCCCACCAAUGCAUAUGAGUAACAGGCAUCGACUACACACAGCACCUCAAUUGGCACAGUACACAGAGGAUGAAGCAUUCCCCUUACCAGAUCAACAUGACCAACAAAACUAUCAAGAGUACUUAUUGGAUCAUGAUGAAUAUCUUGCCGUGUUGAUGCAACAGUGUAACAUCAUAUCUCGAGACCAACCCUGGGAAGCAAUCUUCGCAGUUUGUAGAAAUGAACCAAGUCUCGUAGAGUCACUGAAAAACCUACUUGAAACAUUUGGAGAGCUAAAAGUUGCUUCAUUCUCGAUCAAGUUUGAAGACACUGCUGUGAUUCUCAAUAUUCCAGAAGAUGAAAUAAAGAGACAAGGAUACUCCAUUACCACUGAUGUUCAUCCUUGCAAAAUUAAAAAGACUGAGGUCAGACAGUCAAUGGAAAGUAGAGCCACAGCAAUUUACCCUCCACGUUGCACCCUUACGAUAACCCCUCUACCCAAAUGUGAGAAAACGUUGAUGGUAACUCUUACGUUGGAAGGCGUUGAGACUUGUAGCAAUCAGAGACAGUUUUGUCUCACGUCUCCUCGUUUGCUGGCCAGUCCACAACAAGUAUUCAAUCCACAAACACCACAACUUGAUCCCAAAUCAGAAGGGAUCGAAGCUCAUACCAAUGAUGUUGCUAAAUUGUUGGGAACAGAAUUAACUCAAUCCCAAAAAACGUUUCAAUUUGGCCAAGCUCUAGGAGUGGAGUACAGAGUGCUGACAGAACUAAAUCGUAAAUCACAAUUCCAACAAGGGCAUAUCUCACCAUCCUAUCAAUUUUUCUGUGAGACUGUGGAGUACUGGAGGAAACAACAUGACAGCACACCGAGUUGGGAGAAUAUUGUCCUCGCACUUCGGACAAUCAAGGAACCAAAAUUAGUUUCUGUAGUAGUGAAACAUUUAAGAAAUGGUUCCUAGUGUUUUUGAUAACUGUACGUUAAUUCUCGCUAUUGUCAUAAUAAAUUAUCUAUUUGCAUAGAUGUACAAUCUACAA